This is a messenger RNA of Electrophorus electricus (electric eel), 7280 nucleotides long. RefSeq names its product leucine-rich repeats and immunoglobulin-like domains 2 (gene lrig2). The record is from RefSeq and is a predicted model, not a curated record. Lineage: Eukaryota; Metazoa; Chordata; Actinopteri; Gymnotiformes; Gymnotidae. Gene Ontology annotation, molecular function: protein binding.
CGUCGAUGGAAGGGGCUUUUGUUUUCGUUUGAAGAAAAGUCUUGGAACAAAAUUUCGAAGCAGAGAUAUCCUAACAUUGUUUUGCAUUGUUCUCGAGUACAGACACAAAAGUUUUUAGUCGUGGAUUUUCGCUACUGUAAAUUCUAUGAACUUAAGCAUUUUCAAGCUCUUUUGCCGCUUCGCUUUGGAGUAGUUAUUGGCAGAGAUUGGAAGGCGGAAGAAGGGAAUUCCGAAGGGAAGGACGGAAAGCUUAGUGAUGGAUCAUACCGGCUUCGGUUUUAUUUUGGACCAUAUACGUCAUGUUUCUUACUUAGAUUUGAAGCUGCAGGCAAGUGUUGCCCUAAUAUAAAUGCUCAUUUUCUUAAGUUACCCUAUUAAUGCCAUAAAUUCGCCAACUAUUAAUGAUUAAGAGACUCAAAAUGGCGGAAAGCUGGCCAAUCCCCCAGGCCCUAUUUCUGCUGAUAGUGAGUGUUGUGGGCCUGGAUAGUUGUCCUCCACUUUGUACGUGUUCCGAUGGUACCGAUACAGCACAGCUCUUGGACUGCAGUCGGAAAAGAUUGUCCGAAGCCCAUUUUAAGGUCCCAUCUUGGAUUACGCAUGUGUCUUUGAACCAUAAUGAGCUGUCAGGUGUGCCUUUUCUUGGCGAAGCUUCCUCAAACAUUACAUUGUUGUUGCUUGUUCAUAACCGAAUCUCUGAAGUGGUGGUGGAACAUCUUCUGCCUUAUUCAUCUCUGGAAAGUCUUGAUCUGAGCUCCAAUUUGAUUUCGGAGUUGAAAGCUGGAUCAUUCCCUCCCAUGCAACUGAAAUACUUGAAUCUGAGCAACAAUAAGAUCAGCUCUCUUGAACCAGGUUGCUUUGGCAACCUCAGCUCUCUGCUAGUACUGAAGAUUAACAGGAACAGACUAUCCUUCCUGUCUGCUAAAGUCUUCACUCUCUCUCAGCUACAAGUUCUGGAGUUGAAACGCAAUAAGAUCAGAGCAGUAGACAGUCUGAUCUUCAAAGAGCUAGAGUCUCUGAAGUCUCUGAAGCUGCAGAGGAACAGCAUCACUAAGCUGAUGGAUGGUGCACUUUUUGGGCUCGACAAUAUGGAGGAGCUAGAGCUGGAACAUAACAACCUGACAGAGCUGAGCAAGGGCUGGCUGUAUGGCCUGCACAUGCUUCGCGUGCUGCACCUCAGCCACAACAACGUGGGCCUUGUCCGCGCUGACGCCUGGGAGUUCUGCCACCGCUUGGAAGAGUUGGAUCUGUCCUUUAAUCACCUGAGCCGUCUGGAAGGCUGGGCGUUCACUGGGCUUGGGCUGUUGCAAAGUCUGAACCUGGGCGAGAAUCACAUCACACACCUCGGGGACGGAGUGUUCAGUGGCCUGGCAAAUGUUCGAACGCUAGACAUCCGUAACAACGACAUCUCACUGGCCAUAGAGGACUUGGUCGGUAUGUUUGUGGGCAUGAAAAAGCUCAACACGUUGAUCCUACAGAAGAACAAGAUCAGGACCAUCACUAAGAGGGCGUUUGAGGGUUUAGAGGAACUAGAGCAUUUAGAUUUGAGUAAGAAUCGGCUCAUGUCCCUUCACCCGGAUGCGUUCUCUCAUCUGAAACUCAAAUCGCUUGACUUGAACACCAGCAGUCUCCUCUGUGACUGCCAUCUUAAGUGGCUGAGCCAGUGGCUGACUGACAGCUGCUUCCAGCAGUCAUGCACUGCAGUGUGUGCACAUCCCACCCCCCUGGCAGGCAGGAGCAUCUUCGCUGUCAGACUAGAAGAAUUAGUCUGUAACGACUUCCCCAAGCCUCAGAUCAGCAGCAGCCCCAGUACAGUGGUGGCCCUGCGGGGCACCAACGUCACUCUCAACUGCUCCGCCUUCAGCAGCAGUGACGCUCCUAUGAGUGCCUCCUGGAGGAAGGACAGGGAAGUGCUGUACGAGACACAGGUGCAGAACUACGCCCGAUACCAGGAACACCGUCUCCUCUACACCAGUGCCCUCCACCUGCUUGGCGUAAACUUCACUGAUGAGGGCCACUACCAGUGUGUCAUCUCCAACCACUUUGGCUCUAACUACUCAGCCGAGGCCAAGCUCACGGUUAAUGAGCUGCCCUCAUUUCUCAAGACACCCAUGGACCUGACCAUCCGCAUGGGCACGGUGGCGCGGCUGGAAUGUGCAGCUGAGGGCCACCCUCCUCCCCAGAUAGCCUGGCAGAAGGAUGGCGGCAUCAACUUCCCCGCUGCCCGCGAGAGAAGAAUGCACGUCAUGCCAGAAGAUGACACGUUCUUUAUUGCAAAAGUGAAGACCGAGGACAUGGGCGUGUACAGCUGCACUGCUAAGAACGAGGCGGGCAGCCUGUCUGCCAAUGCUACACUCACUGUACUAGAGACGCCAUCAUUCCAGCGCCCCCUAGAGGACCGUAUGGUCGCACGUGGCGAGACUGCCGUCCUCCAGUGCAUAGCUCGCGGCAGCCCUGCCCCCCGACUCAACUGGACCAAAGAUGACGGCCCGUUGUUGCUCACGGAGCGCCACUUCUUUGCGGCAGCCAAUCAGUUGCUCAUAAUCGUCGAUGCCAGGCCAGCAGAUGCGGGAAAGUACACCUGUAUCAUGUCCAACACUUUGGGCACAGAGCGUGGCCACAUCUACCUCGGUGUCUCACCCUCAGCCAACUGCGACCCGGUGGGUGGAGGCUAUGACCAGGACAGCUGGACCACGGUAGGCAUCGUGGUGAUGGUGGUGGUGUGCUGUGUGGUGGGCACCUCGUUGGUCUGGGUGAUAGUCAUUUACCACAUGCGACGGAAGAGUGAGGACUACAGCAUCACUAACACGGAUGAGAUGAACCUGCCGGCGGACAUCCCUAGCUACCUGUCCUCUCAGGGAACGCUGUCCGAGCCUCAGGAGGGAUACAGCAACUCGGAGGCAGGCAGCCACCAGCAGCUCAUGCCCUCGCUGCCCAACGGCUGCGCCCACAAGGGCACAGAUGGUGUGUGUUAUCGAGAGAUGGCUGCAGAAAUGGACUCGGAGGCCAGUGGAAUGCUAGGAAACCGUGUUGGGUCUCUGUUUGCUGGGCACAGCAGUUUCCACCCAGGAGAACCUAGGGAGGGAUUGGCACCUGUGCCUAACGGUGGUGCUGGGUCAUUGGUCAUCUGCUCGGACUGCUACGACAACGGCAACAUCUACUCCCGUACGCGUGACUACUGCCCCUAUGCCUACCUGGAGGAGGAGGGAGACGUGCUGGCUUCUCAGGAGCCCCGGGAUACACCCGGGUGGGCCGAAGGCAUGCAGCACUGUGACGCAGCGGUGGACAGCCAGUUCACCCAGCAGGAUGCUGUCGCCUUUCUCACUCGCCAUGAGCCCCAGCGGCAUCCCUUGCUCCGCCACAACAGCGAUGUUCCCAGCAGGUCGUUUUGGGGUACAGCUGAACCCCAUGCUCCCGUCCUGUCCCAGGGGCCAGUGCCUCUACAGAAGCCUCGUUCGGAGCCCUCUGCUGGGGAUGUGCUAGAGGAGACCUUGUACAGGACUAACCCUCAGGACCAUGGCCAGCCUCCCACAUAGAGCCUGCCCACCACCCAUCUUUUACAAAGCCUGCUGUGAUGCAUGGUCAGCCCCUUCCCCACCUCCCUCUCGCUGUGCCCUUAAAUCCCACUACCUCCUGAGAAGACACAAAAAAAGGCCUCUCUCUUGUGUGUUUACAUUCCAUCCCAUCGCCCUGUUGGAAAUUGCUGGGAUGUGUGCGUCUGGUGAAAAAAGAGGGGGGAAAAAACAACUCCCUAGGACAUGGUGGUGAUCAAGUUUAAGUUGAGGCUCUGAAUGUGUUUCAAAGAACUUCACUUGUCCUGCCUUUAUAUGUGAUUCCUAGGCCCCCCUGCCCUUUACCUGAACUUUGGGAUAGAUGAGCUAUCAUGUGUAUGCCAAAGAAUUGAGUGCUGCCCUGGCUCUACAAAAGGGCCUGUUUGUGUACAGAUUGUCAGGAUCCUACCAUGCUUAUCAAAGUCAGGAGUGGCCAACCCACCUGUCAGUCAUAAGAGUGAUCGACUGGAGAAUAAUAUCUGGUCUGCAUUCCUGUUCCUAUUGGUCACGUCAGAGCUGGUGGUAUUGGCCCAUAACUUAUUCCCUUAUAAGGGUAGAAUGCUGUUUCCGUCCUUCUGCCACAGUAUUGUAAGCUGAAAUGCCUGUUUGUCAAAACUUUUGUGCUGUUCACAAAGGCAUAUGCGCGCGCAUAUAUAAAAUCUCACACAAUAUGUACACACACACACACACACACACACACUUUUUCCUUUCUUUUUUUUAUUUAAAGGAAGGCCACUAUGUCGGACAAAGAUAUUGUACUUUUGACAAUCGAUCUUUAUGCACCCCCCAUACUGGCUCUAUCUAUUUCCAUGCUCUAACAUCUCGUCACUUGCGAUAUUAGUGUUUGCAUGUGCAUUGAUUUUUAUGCAGUCCAUUUUCCAUUUCUCAAAAGCUCCACUCAAUCCUCCUCUGUGUGGAAGCUUAGAGACUCCCCCAAAAGAGCAUGAAUCAGGAGUCCCUGUGCUUUUGAAUAUAUUUAUGAGUGCAUAUAUAAUAAUGAUUUCACCAUGUUAUGCUUCUCCCAUGCCUAUUAAAUGCUGCAGACAUAAUGAAGGAAUGUCUAGCAGACAGCUUCAGUUGUUUGGAUGUGUAUACAGUUUUAUGAACUUGUUUUAAAAAUGGUUGGCUAAGAGAUCUAGGCCUUGAGAUGAGGUGUCCUCCUAACUCUUAAGUCUGUUGGCAGAUAAUGGUCCCUGGAAGUUUUUGCCUAAGCAGUUCUCUUUAAAAGACCCAUUAUGACUGUAUCCUUGCUAAAAUUCAGCAAGAAACAGAACAUCUGAGGCAUCUUUGUGAAGGUCCCUGUCAUGUGACUGGUAGACUUGCACAGGAUUUGUUGUGGCAAAUCAAAGACUCAGCUGUUUUGAAUGUCAUUUAAACUAGGAGCGCUGUUGUGUCUUAUUUGUUAAGAAAGAAGCAGAUCAGUUACUCUUAUGAAAAUCUGGAACCAUGGGUUUAUCUCUGCUUUCCAGUUACUGUCUGAUUUCAUUUACUCUGCCAUUGUAUGAGUAUUUUUAAGUCCAGGCUCAUAACUUUUCUCCAGACCAUCCUCCCCCUUCUUUACCAGAACAGCCCAUUCUGUGCAAGUAGGUUUCUACAUUUGCUGGUGUAUAUUAAAUGAGUUGGUAACUAUACACCAAUUACUCUUUCAGUAAACUUGCCAAUAUAAAGGAGUUGUUUUAGAAACAUCACCCAGAGCUUUAACUUCUUGAGUCUGUGUGUGCAUCCCGGUUUUUGUGGCGAGCAGUCUCAUGUCGCCAAGUGCUUGCACUUCAUCUCAUUGUGAAUCUCCUGUCUGAACUGGCCUUUAGUGAGUGAUGUUACAGCCUGACUGAUAUGGAAAUGCCUGCUGAUCACUCAUGAUAGUGAGUGAUACCCACCCUGCAUUCAUCAGGGUGUGGAUCUCACACAUACAACACUCCGCUUGCCUUCUCAUAGAUCAGCAACUGGGUGCCCUCGGUUCCUUCUGUGGCUUCUUGAAAGCUUGCGCAGACUGCUGCUUGGUGGUGGUGUGCUGUGUGCUGGGCACCUCGCUGGUCUGGGUGAUGGUCAUUUACCACAUAUGCUGCAAGAGCUUGGAAUACAGCGUCACCAGCACGGGUAGGUGGGAAGUGGAAUCCUCUCAAAGACUCUUACACCUCUCUAACAGCGCGGCCACUUGUGUGCUGGAAAGCUGCGAUUACAAAACCAUUAUCUUCAGUUAUGUGCGCGGGGACAGUGACUAGAUGCUACUUGUCAUGGAUACGCCAAAGUUAGCUGAAGUUCAUGUUUUCAUCUUUGGUGUGUUUCUCAGAAAGGAAAGCUUAGGCAGACUUAGUCAGUAGUAGAGCUGGGUGUGUCUGUCUUCCCGAGAAAUGACUAAAUAAUGUGCAACUCUACACAGUUGCAUUACGAUUUUGGUCAGCUUUCUUGGAAAAGGAGUAUCUGUCUCUGAAAGCAGAGAGAAGCUAGAAGAUGACAGCUGAAUUGUUUGUUUUUCUCCUUCAGUGUUUUGACCCUGACUGUUUCAUUCCAAGAGCAUUUAAAAAAAAUUUUUUUUUAGUUUUAGCACUUUUUUUUUUUUUUGGUCAACAGAUGAUUUUUCUGUGCAGUAUGUUUGGUUCGUCCUACCUGGUACAGUUCUCUAAUGUGGUCCCCUAUGACUGGUUAAAUUGAUCUGAAGUGUGUGCACGUGUGCGUGCAUGUACGUGUGUGCAAUAUGAGAAUGUGAAAGGGGACAUAACCAAGCUGUAGGUGCAACUGAGGUACUCUUAACAUGUAAUUGUGAAAUGUGUAUAUUGUGAAGUGCACUACAGCCUCCAGUCACUACACUUAAUUACAGUAUGUAUCAGUUAUGUGGGUACUUUCCAUUUCUAUCUGGUGAAGUGAAUAUGCUGUUGGUUAGUGUAAAAUGUUUAGUAAUAUUCUAUCCAGGUGCCACAUUUUCAUAUUCCGCUUGAAAUUGCUUUACUUUUGCAGCUUACAUGUUCUCAUUAUUUUAUGUUCAUUCAUUUAAAUAUAAUUAUGUUUUUAUAUUGGUUUCUGUUGAACGCUGUCUCCCUGUGGAAUGAGACGUAUUAGUUUUCAAGCUGUGUUAUGAUUUGCACAUGGUUCUCUUCCCCCAGUCAGCCCUACAUCCUAGAGCAGGCUAGCCCCUGUUGCUAAGCAAUGGGAUUGACUUCCUGUCCUUUUCCAUCAACGGCAGGCAACUGGUGUGGGGCAUCAGAGGCUUUUGCUGUGUUUCUUCCUCUGUGUUAAAUCUGGAUCUGGGUAAUAGCUGUAGUGUGUAAACCUUCACUCGCACUCACUUUUGCUUUUAAAAAAUGAUGGCAAACUCAAUUCCGGUUAUAUAUGUAAGAAACACCAAAUAAUUAGGCAUGUUCUUGGGUAGCCUUAGAUGUUAAUUUAAAACAGACUUUUCUUUUAAGAGGUUGUCCAUUAAAAGGUAAUUAAGUUCUGAGUUUGCCUUUUAUCUGUGUGUUUUCAUUCAACGUUUUGAAGUCAGUUGGAAUUGAUUUUGCACCAAUAAAUCUCAUUCACACGACUCCUGCCAGUACAUCUUUUUGAAUUGAGACCAAAGUUCAGCAUUAAUGCUUCCACACUAUUUCAGUGCUGCUGUUUUCUCUUUUUGUUCGUUUUAUUUCUGAUAUUGUACCUGUACAUUCUGUAAAAGCAUGUAAAAAGAACUUUGUUUCAUAAUGUUGAAUAUUUAUCUGACAUUUAAACAAUAAAAUGUAAAUUCUGAACUGUACUAGA